Messenger RNA from Elaeis guineensis (African oil palm), 2469 nucleotides. Its product is annotated as guard cell S-type anion channel SLAC1. NCBI's taxonomy places the organism in Eukaryota, Viridiplantae, Streptophyta, Magnoliopsida, Arecales, Arecaceae. The record is from RefSeq and is a predicted model, not a curated record. Gene Ontology annotation, biological process: transmembrane transport; intracellular monoatomic ion homeostasis; stomatal closure. Gene Ontology annotation, cellular component: membrane. Gene Ontology annotation, molecular function: voltage-gated monoatomic anion channel activity.
ACAUAAUCUCUCCCACCAUUUCCCAAUUCCGACUGUCAUGAGCCUUGUAUCGCUUCCCAGAGCCUCCAAUAAGCAUGGCGAGCGGCUCUGCCCCUCCCAACGCCCACUUCGUCGACAUCCACCUGGUCCUCGACGACGAUAACAGAAGCAGCCGUAACAAGCUCGGAAAGCAACCAACGAACGGGCCUGUCAAGUUUCGAGGUGGCGGAGGCGGAGAGCGAAAGCCACAGACCCAUAGGAAUCUCAGUCGGCAGGUCUCCCUUGAGACCGGCGUCGCUGCGCUCUGCAUGGAAAAGGAGUUGAAGGGUAGUAGCAGCAACGGAAAGCAGGAGCCGAAGGUUCUGUCUCGGAGUGGGAAGAGCUUAGCUAGUGGUCUCAGAGACGGCGUUGGCGGUGGUGUGGAGACCUGUGCUCGGAAGGGAGACUUCAGCAUCUUCCGAACAAAGUCCACACUCACCAAGCAGAACUCAUUGCUUCCCUCGAGGAAGGACGGCGAACUCGAUCUCCACAACUUGGAAGGCAUCGCCGGAGCCGAACCAGAUGACCCGGUUAACGAGAGUGUCCCCGCCGGAAGAUACUUUGCCGCCCUUCGAGGGCCCGAGCUCGACCAAGUCAGGGACUACGAGGACAUCCUCCUUCCCAAAGACGAAGUGUGGCCGUUCCUCCUCCGCUUUCCAAUCGGAUGCUUCGGUAUGUGCCUCGGCCUCGGUAGCCAGGCCAUCCUAUGGGGAGCUCUCGCAUCGAGCUCCGCCAUGAAGUUCCUCGACGUGAGCCCCAACAUCAACCUCUCUCUCUGGCUCCUUGCACUCGCCGUCCUCGUCUCCGUCUCCAUCACCUACGUCCUCAAGUGCGCCUUCUACUUCGAGGCCAUCCGCCGUGAGUACUUCCACCCAGUGCGAGUCAACUUCUUCUUCGCCCCCUGCAUUGCCGGCAUGUUCCUGGCCAUCGGAGCUCCGCCGGCGUUCGCACCGAAGCAGCUCCAUCCCGCCAUUUGGUGCGCCUUUAUUGCUCCGGUGUUCCUCCUGGAGCUCAAGAUAUACGGGCAGUGGCUUUCCGGAGGGAAGCGCCGGCUGUGCAAGGUGGCCAACCCAUCUUCCCACCUGUCGGUGGUCGGCAACUUCGUGGGCGCCGUCCUCGCAGCCAAGGUGGGGUGGGUGGAAGCCGGCAAGUUCCUCUGGGCGAUCGGGCUGGCACACUAUCUCGUCGUGUUUGUGACCUUGUACCAGAGGCUGCCCACAAACGAGGCCUUGCCCAAGGAGCUGCACCCCGUCUACUCCAUGUUCAUCGCCACACCGUCGGCAGCGAGCAUCGCGUGGGACGCCAUCUACGGCAGAUUCGACGCCGUGUCGAGAACCUUCUACUUCAUCGCACUCUUCCUUUACAGCUCCCUCGUCGUGCGCAUCAAUUUCUUCAGAGGAUUCAGGUUCUCGAUGGCGUGGUGGUCCUACACGUUCCCCAUGACGACGGCGUCGCUGGCAAGCAUCAAGUACGCCGAGGAGGUUCCCUGUUUCUUUAGCAAGGGGCUGGCGCUGAGCCUCUCUCUCAUGUCGUCCACCAUGGUGUCGCUGCUUUUCGUAUCGACGCUCCUCCAUGCAUUUGUUUGGCGUUCCUUGUUCCCGAAUGAUCUCGCUAUUGCCAUCACCAAGAAGAGACAGUGCGGAUCCAAGUCACAGGGCAAGGAGAAGAAAGCUGUCAAAAAGGCCUAUGAUAUCAAGCGCUGGGCAAAGAAUUCUUCGCUUUCCCUUGUUUCUUCCAUCACCAAGAGCAAUUCUGGAGAUAAGGACUCCAAUGCGAGCUAAAAAGGGUUGCGUCACGUUCGUCGCAUGAAGAGAAAUAGCAUAUAACAUCUGGCGGAUCAACUAGAACAGAAAAUAUGCAGCUUUGUGGAAUUUAUGAUUGUUUUAAGAAAAUCGAAAGAGGGUUCACAAGAAAUUAGUAUUUAUCAGAAAAGCAGUUUCCAUUGCUUGGCUUGAAAAAUUAAAAGCUGGAUCGUUUAGCAUUUUAGUGAUCCAUUGAUUUCAAAAUUCUUACAAUCAGAAAUUGUAUGUCUCAAAUAUUUGGUAUGGGAAAGGUUGCUCCAAGUUAACCAUAUCACGAAAGAAAUUCUGCUUUAUUUGGCUUAUACAAUGAACAAACAAACAAUUUCAUCUCUGCCACCGUAAUAGAUGGCAACUGUAAAGAAAAGAAAACAUACAUUACCAUUGUGGAUAAGCAACUGUGUGUGCAAGUACCUGAGAAGCUCUCUCGUGUAAUCUAAAUAUUCCAAAGCAAAGAUCGGAUCGGUAACACCUGUACAACUCUCACAACUAAAAUCAGCAUCACAUCAAUUAGUCAUGCUUCAGAUUUCUCUACCAUUCCAUUAGCCAGAUCGCUAACAAGCCUGAUCACCAAAGGGAAUCCCCCAUUUACAAAAACUGAUGAGAUGGUGUAACUUGAGAUCGAAGGUUCAGCAAUGCCAAAAAUUUGCUG